AUGGCUACAAAUUCAAUUAAGUUAUUGGCCCCCGAUGUGCACCGCGGACUGGCGGAGCUAGUGGCCAAACGUCUGGGCCUCAAGCUAACUGACACUAAACUGAAGCGGGACCCCACCGGCGAGGUGUCAUUUUCCAUCGGUGAGUCUGUGAGAGACCAGGACAUUUUUAUUAUCACGCAAAUUGGAUCAGGGGUAGUGAAUGACCGUGUUCUGGAGCUCCUCGUCAUGAUCAACGCUUGCAAAACCGCGUCAGCUAGGAGAAUCACUUCGGUGCUUCCAAACUUCCCUUACGCAAGACAAGACAGAAAGGACAAGAGCCGUGCACCCAUCACCGCGAAACUUAUGGCGGAUAUGUUGACCACAGCGGGCUGCGAUCAUGUGGUGACCAUGGAUCUGCACGCAUCACAAAUACAAGGGUUCUUCGACGUCCCAGUGGAUAAUCUUUAUGCUGAACCUAGUGUUGUGAGGUAUAUUCGCGAGCACAUUAACUUUAACGAAGCGAUUAUCAUUUCUCCGGACGCUGGUGGAGCUAAGAGAGCCGCUGCUCUGGCGGACAGACUUGACUUGAACUUUGCGCUUAUUCAUAAAGAAAGGGCUCGCGCGAAUGAAGUCUCUCGAAUGGUGCUGGUUGGCGACGUGACGGAUAAAAUUUGUAUCAUUGUCGAUGACAUGGCUGACACUUGUGGUACAUUGGCGAAGGCUGCGGAAGUGCUACUGGAUAAUCGUGCAAAGGGGGUGAUCGCUAUUGUCACACAUGGUGUUUUAUCAGGAAAAGCCAUUGAAAAUAUUAAUAACUCUAAGUUGGAUAGAGUUGUUUGCACUAACACAGUUCCUUUUGAGGAAAAGAUGAAGCUUUGCCCUAAACUGGACGUCAUAGAUGUGAGUGCUGUUUUGGCGGAGAGUAUCCGCCGUUUACAUAACGGUGAGAGUAUUUCUUACCUAUUUAAGCACUCUCCGCUGUAG
Lachancea thermotolerans CBS 6340 is the source of this 963-nucleotide messenger RNA. RefSeq names its product ribose phosphate diphosphokinase subunit PRS3 (gene PRS3). Gene Ontology annotation, biological process: ribonucleoside monophosphate biosynthetic process; 5-phosphoribose 1-diphosphate biosynthetic process; regulation of cell size. The transcript has a single exon. The record is from RefSeq and is a predicted model, not a curated record. Bases 1 to 963 code for a protein of 320 amino acids. NCBI's taxonomy places the organism in Eukaryota, Fungi, Ascomycota, Saccharomycetes, Saccharomycetales, Saccharomycetaceae. Gene Ontology annotation, cellular component: ribose phosphate diphosphokinase complex; cytoplasm. Gene Ontology annotation, molecular function: ribose phosphate diphosphokinase activity; magnesium ion binding.